AUGUCUGUGAACUACACUGCUCUCAAUGUGUUUCUUUUACUUUCAAUUAACUCAUCGUGGUCCAAUCUUAAGCAAACAGCCUAUGACACACUGUCUAAUGUUGCAUCUGCUGUCAAGCUAUCGAUUGAGAAGGAUGCUUGUUCUCGUUUAUUGUUCCAAGCUGUUACUGACGGAAUACAGUCGUACGAUCGUUUCUUUGCUAUUAGAUCGAUGGAUAUCCUCUCUCAAUUAUGUAGCUGUGAUCCUAAUGAAGAUGUCAUACCAUCAAGAUUAGACAUUGAGGUUUAUCAGCAGCUGGUAUUCUACUUAACAGCCCAUGAUAUAAUGUUGUUGUUUUAUACUUUGGAGGCUCUCUAUGCAUUGUCAGAUCUUGGACGCUACCCUUGUGAUAGAAUUGCAUGUGUUCAUGGCUCAAUAGGUUCUCUUGUGAGUCUGUUGACAAUCGAUCCUAGUCAGUAUGGCCCAUCGGCACAAAUACGGAUGAAAAUUGUGGAGACAUUAGUUCCUUCAGAGUCAGUAGGAGAGCUGGAAGACAAGACAG
Parasteatoda tepidariorum (common house spider) is the source of this 541-nucleotide messenger RNA. Lineage: Eukaryota; Metazoa; Arthropoda; Arachnida; Araneae; Theridiidae. The record is from RefSeq and is a predicted model, not a curated record.